This is a messenger RNA of Candidula unifasciata, 1900 nucleotides long. NCBI's taxonomy places the organism in Eukaryota, Metazoa, Mollusca, Gastropoda, Stylommatophora, Geomitridae. The record is from the annotation of a GenBank genome assembly.
AUUUGAAACCUCCAGCCCUGUUCCAGAAAUCGCUGAUGAAAAACUGUUGCUAAUGUGGCCAGCAGUUCAGAGUGUCAAGUUAGGCAGCGACAAGCCGUUUGUCCUCAGCAAUGUUCUGCCUGUCUUUUUAACACCAGCACAUCAUGGAGCCUCAGCUUCAGAAGUUGCCUUCUUGUGGAAUUUGAGAAGACAGGCAUUUGAAGACCUGGAUCUGGAGUUGUCACUGUACUUGCUCAGCCCCCUGUCUUUGUUUGAAUCCCCUCACAUUAUUUGCCUUGUCAACAAACAUCUGGUGACACAUCAGGGAUCCUACAAGAUUACUGUCACCUCAGAGCAGGUGAAGAUCAUAUGUGGCGACAAUGAAAGUUUGAACAAUGCUAUAUCAACUGUCUUACAGUUGUUAUCGCUUUACAGAACUGAGGAUACCAUCUCCAUUCCUUCAUUACUGAUUGAAGAUUGGCCAGAUUUGCCACACAGAGGAGUCUUAAUGGAUGUAUCUCAAGGCCGAAUUCCAGUAAUAUCUUGUCUAGAGGAGUAUCUUGACACAUUAUCACUUCUGAAAGUGAACCGGGUGUAUCUGUACACUCGCUUUCAUUCCAACCUUCCACCACAGUGGCAGUGUCCUUACUCUCGAAGCGAGGUUCUGCACUUGUCUGAGUUCUGCCACAAGCGUCACAUACAGCUGCUUCCAGUGGUUGAGGUGGGGCCCAAGGUACAGUUUGAGGACCUGCCGAAGUUGUAUUCAGUGUUUCAGGAUUUCUUGGCUUGUUUUGGUACAGCGGAGUUUGUCAGUGCUGGUCCCAGAUUAAGCAGCUUUAUUUUGGACCAAACAGAAGAUAAUUUGGGAGUUGGAGAUGUCAUGCGAUACUUGCCGAUUGCCUCUCACCAGAUGCUGCAACUGUGUGGGUACCCAUUGCAUGACCUCAACACCAGCCUGCUCCAACAGCUGCCUCCAGGGAUUAUCUUUAAGGAGUAUGCAGUUAAAGCAGAUCAUGACUACAAGAAGUUCUGCACAACCUUAGUUGAUCUAGGAAUCAAUUACUUUGUGUGUCCUGGUACCGCAGCAUGGAACAGUCUUGCUGGAUGUCCAGAGGCAGCAGUGAGUAACAUAGUGUCUGCUGCUACUAAUGCGGAGGGAGCCCUAGGAAUGGUGAUCUGUGACUGGACCGGCAAAGGUCACCUCAACCAUCAAGUGUUCUCUUGGCCAGGAAUCCUGGCAGCAGCAGGGCUUGCAUGGAAUAAAAACACUCCCAAGGAUAUUCUAGAAAGCUCUCUACCAGCGUUGUUGGACCAGCAUGUGUACAGAGACAGAGGAGGAGCGUUGGGGAGCAUCAUCAUUCAGUUGGGUCAAGCAGAAACUUAUGCCAUCCGUAGAGCGAGGAAUCAAGGAAAUGAAGAUUUAAGUGAUUUGCCAGAAGAGCAGGGGUCGAUUCUCUACAGAUUUCUCAUCCAUCCUGAUGGUGUUCCACUAGAGUACCUUUCUACUGAUGCUCUACAACAUGUCACCAAACUUUUAAGGAAAUGCCAGGCAGCUCUUUCUGAUGUGAACUCUCAGUGUGUGUAUGGGGAUGCAAUGAAGACAGAAGUCCAGCUGACUAUUGAGCUUAUGGUUUUGGCUUGCAAGAUUGGUAAAGCUCUAGUGUUGUCAGGUCGCAAACCUGAUAGACAAACUGGCAUUGGCUUUGUUAACUUUGGAAUCAGCAAUCUCACAGUCACGACACGGACUGACCUGGCUAACAAGUUGCUAGAAAUUGUCAAACAGUUUAAAGAUGUGUGGGCCCUUCGGUCAAACCCCACAGUUGGACUCAGUGACUCUCUGCAGAGACUUCGAAGCUUGUUCAAGGUUCUUCUGCCAGAAUCGUCUCAUUCAGAACUUGUUAACAUUGAACUGGACCAUUGA